UCCAGCAAAUGACGUUAGGCGCCGCUGGGCUGUCGGAGUAGACGACCUCAGUUCUCCGUCUAGUCCUGCAGCUUCCGGGUGUGCGGCUGCGGCCAUUUUGAGCUUCGCUUCUUUGCGCUCUCGCCCUCCGCCCAGACCUUCCGUCUUUGCCUUUCGCGCCUCCUUGCGGGCCGCGGUCUCCGGAAACGCCGCCGCUUGUGGGGUCUUCUCUAUGGUGGAGCAGUCACACAGACACUAGGACGUCUCCUUCCCCAGCCGGGAUGGACGUAGCCGCGGUUGCCACCGCUUGCGCGAGCCCCCGGGCCGUACGGUACGCCGCUCGCUGCGCAAGCCGCCGCUCUCUCGGCCUCCUCUGCCGGCGCGGGAAUCGGACUGCAGGACCCACUCCGUGGCUGGGCAAGGCUGAGACUGUGUAGGUCUCGGAUCCUGCCCGCCCUGACGCCGCUGAGCUCCGUACUCCUGCCCGCCCGAGAAGCUGCCAAGGAAUGGAGAUGGAGACGGGAACACACAGGGCCCGGAAGCGGCCUGUCCCUCGGAUGGGCUCCUGGUUCCGGUUGCCCUUCCUUCGGCGAUCGCAAGCCGGCUCUUCCGAGUUCCCGACGCCUUCCUCUCGACAAAAUCCCGGGGACUCCUCCCUGCCCGAGCCUCGGACCAGGUAUUGGACCAAAUUGCUUUCCCAGCUCCUUGCUCUGCUCCCUAGCUUGCUCCAAAAGCUGCUUCUUUGGAGUCAGCUUUUCGGUGGCAUGAUUCCGACCAGAUGGCUAGAUUUUGCAGCAAGUUACGGCGCCCUGAGAGCUUUGAGAGGACGGGAGGAAUCUGCCGCUCCCACAGUGCAGAAGUCUUUGAGUUCACUGCGGCUAGACUCUUCGGAAGACUUGGUUGUCAGUUCUCUUGAUUGGGUAGAGGAGGGACUCCAGUGGCAGUCCUCAGACCUGGAGUUGAAACUCAAGGCCCAGGAAAAAGCUUUAGACUCUACUGCGCACACUUUCCUCCUGGAGCAGCAGCUGUGGGGAGUGGAGCUGCUGCCCAGUAGUUUUCAAGUCGGUCUAGUCUCCCCCCGAGAACUUGGCUCUUCUGGGCCUCUAAGCACUCAGAACUUAGGCAAUUUCAAGGUAGUUUCCUAUCUCCUGAACCCUUCCUACCUGGACUGCUUUCCCCAGUUAGAGCUGCGCUGUCAGAACAGCGUUGGAGCUGGCCAACUUGUGGAUUUCCGGACACUACCUCCAGAGGGCUGCUACCUCUCUGAAGACGGUUGUCACCCUCAGCCGUUGCGUGCAGAGAUGUCGGCCACCGCUUGGCGAAGGUGUCCGCCUCUCUCUACCACCGAAGGCCUGCCGGAAAUCCACCACCUUCGGAUGAAACGGCUAGAAUUCCUUCAGGCUAACAAAGGGCCAGAGUUACCCACCCCAGACCAAGAUAAUGGCUAUCAUAGUCUGGAGGAGGAACACAGCCUUCUCCGGAUGGGCCCACAGCAUUGCACCGAUAACCCAGCACAGGCGGUGUCCCCUGCUGGAGCCAUCCCGGAGCCCACUGAGAAAAAAAUAGAAUUGGUGAUUCAAGAAGUUUCACAGAGCCCCCAGGGAAGCAGUCUGUCUUGCGAGUUACCUGUGGAAAAAGAAUGUGAAGAGGACCACACUAAUGUAGUUGACUACUCAGAUAUAGUAGAUAACCUUCCUGUUUCUACCAGACCAGUUUGUAGCAACAAACUGAUAGAUUAUAUUUUGGGGGGCGCCUCCAGUGACUUGGAAAGCAGCUCUGAGUCUGAAAGUGAGGACUGGGAUGAGGAACCUGAGGAUGAUGGAUUUGAUAGCGAUGGCUCCCUGUCUGAAUCAGACGUGGAGCAGGACUCCGAAGGGCUUCACCUUUGGAACUCUUUCUACAGUGUAGAUCCUUACAACCCCCAAAACUUUACAGCCACAAUUCAGACUGCUGCCCGAAUUGCCCCCAGAGACCCAUCUGAUUCGGGGAAGUCCUGGCCUGCCAACUCUGAUGUAGAGAGUUCUGGAGAGGGACCCCUCCCAGAGACCCCUGACCAUAGUUCUGGGGAGGAGGAGGACUGGGAGUCCAGUGCAGACGAAGCCGAGAACCUUAGACUGUGGAACUCUUUCUGUAAUUCUGAGGACCCCUACAACCUCUUAAAUUUUAAGGCUCCUUUUCAAACAUCAGGGGAGAACUGGAAAAGCUGUCAGGACUCAAAGGCAUCUUCUGAGGCCACGGUGACCUUUUCUGGGCAUCAUACCUUACUUUCUUGCAAGGCACAACUGUUAGAGAGCCAAGAAGAUAAUUGUCCAAGCUGUGGGCUGGGUGAGGCUCUUUCUGGAGAAAGAGACACCCAUAUCAAGAGAAAAAAGGUAACCUUCCUUGAAGAAGUUACUGAGUAUUAUAUAAGUGGUGAUGAGGAUCGCAAAGGACCAUGGGAAGAAUUUGCAAGAGAUGGAUGCAGGUUCCAGAAACGAAUUCAAGAAACAGAAGUUGCCAUUGGCUACUGCUUGACGUUUGAGCACAGAGAAAGAAUGUUUAGCAGACUGCAGGAGCAUGUGUCAAAGGACUUACUGUUUGUUGUACAGCAAUGUUAAGACGAGUGAACAGCCUGUAGCCCUCGCCUGCUCUGUCUCUUACUUGAGAGGUUUCUUUUUAAAAACAAACACUGGCAGCUGUCCUCGGACAUGUUUUCAAAGAAACAGCUUGUAUCUAGUGAUGUAGUUUAAUUAUUUUGGGUUAUUGUGUCACUUUAGAAACACCAACUCCGAUAAUGAAGGAUCUCUAAUCAUUAAUCCUCUUUUCCUAUUUGGAUGUGGAUUUUGUCUUUUUGAGAGGGUCUCACUGCAUAAUUCUGGUUGGCCUAGGUCUAUGUAUGUAGACCAGGUUAGCCUUGAAAUUACUAUCUUCUUGCUUGUUUUCUGUGCCACGGUACCCAGCUGAAGUGUUUUUAAAUAUCUUCUGCUUACCUGGGGUGAUAAUUUGAUUUUGCACUUUAAAAACGUUUCUUUUGGAGGCAGAAGCCUGUCUAGUUUCCAUACAAGCUCCAGGCCAGCUAGGGCUAUGUGGGGAGACCCAGUCUGAGAGGACAAACAGCAAAACGAAACUGUCAGGCUACUGUGGAGAAUGAGGCAGGAGGGUAGAAAGUUCUAAGUCUGCCUGGAACUCUGAACUCAGAAUGAACUCAAGGCCAGUGUGGGGAGUUUAUUUAGCAAGACCUCUUUAUUUAAAAAAAAAAAAAGAGGCUGGGGAUAUAGCUCAGUAACAGAGGGCUCCUGCCUAAGACUGCAAGGCCCUGGGUUCAGUUCCCAGUACUGCAAAGAGAAAGAAAAAAAUAUUGUCUCAGAUAACUAAGGUUUAGGCCUCAUUCAGUUCUAACUCCAGCUAUGUACACUUAUCUGAAAACUUUGGGUUUUUUUGUGCUUUUUCUCUUCUAAACUUAAUGGGCGUUAUGAUUUUGUUUUUGUGUGUUUUUAUGUCUGUUAUAUUUCGAGGUGGGGAUUGAGGCAGGGUCCCACUGUGGCCGUCUUCCUGCUUCAGGAAGGAACUAUGUGUUGAACUAUGCUUGUGUUUUUGGUUUGCUUGUGUUUAGUGUUUUUUGUUUUACUUGCAUAGAUUUGACCUAUUUAAGGCUAAAACCUGUUGUUACCAACCUGACAUUCUCUUCGGCAGUGGAUUCUCUCCCUCUUUUUUUAGAGACAGUCCUGCGUAGUCUAGGCUGGCCUUGAACUCAUUACUUAGCCAAGGAUGACUUUGAAAGAUCCUCUUGUCCUCUUGUUUGGAUUGCACAUGGCAUGUGUCGUACAUGCAGAUUUUUUUCUGUAUCUAGGUAUAUUUAUUUCCAAGGACUGCUGCAGACCCACAAGGGCAGUACCUUCCUGACUGGGAAAGCCGGGUUGGUUUACUUUUUAGAGACACAGCCCCCAAUGCCCAGCUAGUCUGCCAAACUUUAACAUCUAGUAUAUUUGGUUUCUGUGCAAACUGGCCAUUCGGAAGGUGUUCUAGUUCCAGUUGAAUGUGACUCUUUGUAGCUUUCAAGAAUGGGUAGAAAUUGUAAAGCACUCUAGGAAGUAAUCAUUGCAUUGUUGACAUUUUUUUUCUUUAACUUAGAAUUCUAGAAUUUUUCUAGGAGGUCUAUGGGAGACAUCUCAGAAAUAAUAAAGUUUUGUUGUAUGUAUCUUAAAACCAGUGUUAGCUAUACCCUGCCUCAGCACUGGCACUUUUCAAACCUGUCUUGGUAACACUGUGAACUUGGAUCGUACAGUUCUGAGUUUUCAAGUGUGAAAUGUCAAAUACAAAGGUCAAUAUCCAGGCUUGUUGUGUUCUGCCUUAUAUAGAGAAGCAAAGCAGGAAACAUAGAUAGAGCAGCCAGAAAGUCUCAGUGUCCGCCCCAAAGCUUGCUUUUGAUUGGUGUGUUGAUUAGGUACACUUGGUUUGUUUAGUUAGCUUCAAUUGUUGUGCAUGGGCUAGGUUGAGGUAAUGAGUGACCAACUCUUUAGUGGUUACAUGCACAAUAGAGAGAAUUGGUUAUGGAGAUGAGCUUUCCAGAAGAACGGGCAGGGUAACUACCUCAGUUUAUAAUCUCUCUGGUUAUUUCCGUUUGAUGUGCUCCAAGGUCUGCCUGAGUGGUGACAUUGGUCAUCCACACACAGUAUAAGAGUGCAGCACCAGAAACGCUGGUCUUGUUUUUGAGAACCCUCAUUUCUGUGUAUUUUGUGUACCCGCCUUUAGUGGACUCCAGAGUGCAUUGCAGAGUCUGGAAUAGUGCUGUGGCCAUGGGCUAGAGAAGCUGUGUUGUUUGGAAAGCAGGCAUGUUGACUUUAGGAAGAAAAACUGACAGUGUGUAGACAUUUCCUUUAAAACCAGACUGCAGCUUAACAACACUUGAUUUCAGGCCAUGAGGUGGUUGUUAUGCUUUUGAGACCCAGCACCUGUAUAUUUGCAAGAACAGGAAUAGGUCAUCUGUGCAUUCAUGGGGUGUUUGAGAUGUUUGAAAGUUUCCGAUUACACCUUCACUAUCAAAUGAAUAAAUGACUGGUUAAAAUAAUCAUGCCUGCAGACAUGGCCAGAUGGUGGCAAGGGCAGAAGGAGAAAAACAAAAUGUCAUUGUCAUCCCAGUCCCUUGAACACCUCCAAGGCCAGGCAGGCAUAGUGGCCCUAGCUGAAUAAUUUACACAUUCAAAGCCUUGCAGUGGUGCUGUAGACCUGUGUAGCAUGUGAGGCUCUGUACAGGUGGGGACCCACACUUCUGAGUACGGAAAUGUGGCAACCCUUUAACUUGAAAUUAAUACCGUCAGAUUUUAUUUUUUAUAAUUUAAGAAAGGUAGAGUUGGGGAAUGAGAUUUUUGAGUUGGCUUCUUCAAAUCAGUCAUUUUACAUGUAACUAGUGGAGAUUUUAUAGCUCAGAUUAUAUUUGUAUAUAACUAAUCUGUAAAUUGUAAUAAAAUAUAUUUGCAAUUA
This is a messenger RNA of Apodemus sylvaticus (European woodmouse), 5439 nucleotides long. RefSeq names its product protein phosphatase 1 regulatory subunit 15B (gene Ppp1r15b). The transcript is spliced from 2 exons. Gene Ontology annotation, cellular component: endoplasmic reticulum; protein phosphatase type 1 complex. The record is from RefSeq and is a predicted model, not a curated record. Gene Ontology annotation, molecular function: protein phosphatase regulator activity. NCBI's taxonomy places the organism in Eukaryota, Metazoa, Chordata, Mammalia, Rodentia, Muridae. Bases 486 to 2576 code for a protein of 696 amino acids. Gene Ontology annotation, biological process: response to endoplasmic reticulum stress.